AUGCUGUUCCAGGCUACUCUGGUCCUCCUCAUACUCCAGGCGAGUACUGUGGCAUCUGCGCCUGCGGAACGACGAGCAAUUCCCAUCGCGGACCAAACCUUCGAUUAUGUAGUCGUUGGUGGCGGUACCGCCGGAAGCGUGAUCGCGACGCGACUAGCACAGAAUGACUUCGACGUUUCGUUGAUUGAAGCCGGGGGAUACUAUGAGCUUGGGUCUGUGGCUGAGUUUCCUGCAGCUGCUGCAUUGACAAUGGGAUCAGAUCCUGCUUUCAGCUCACCGGUGGAUUGGGGCUUUGUGACAAGAGAUCAACCGGGUGCUAAUAGGCGGGCGAUUCAUUUCACCCGGGGAAAAUGUCUUGGGGGGUCGUCAGCGUUGAAUUUUAUGGUCUACCAACGUCCGACACGCGAGUCUAUGGAGCUAUGGGCAGCUGCGGUCAAUGACAGCAGUUACACAUUCGAUGAAGUGCUCCCAUUCUACCAGAAGAGCGUCCAGUUCACGCCCCCGAACACUGACUACAGAGUUCCAAAUGCGUCCGCAGACUAUGAUAUCGAUGCCUACGAUUCGGAUGGUGGCCCAUUACAGGUGUCAUAUGCUAACUUUGCUCAGCCUUUCUCGUCAUGGAUGAGCCUCGGCAUGGAAGCUAUCGGCAUUAAUCAAGUAGAUGAAUUUAACCUGGGUAAUAUAAUGGGAGCCCAGUAUUGUGCAUCGACCAUCAAUGCACCCACCCAGCUCCGAAGCAGCUCCGAGUCAUCUUUCCUAAACAAGAUCGUGCCCGACUCACUGACAACCUACACAAAUACCCUUGCCAAGAAUAUUGUCUUUGAUCAAAACAAAAGAGCAACUGGAGUUCAAGUGAAAGGCUUGUUGGGCAAUACCAUCACUCUUUCAGCAUCAGAAGAGGUUAUCAUCUCUGCCGGUGCCUUUCAGUCCCCCCAGCUCCUCAUGGUGUCUGGCAUCGGGCCGGCCGACCAACUACAAGAGCAUGGAAUCAACAUUAUAGCCAAUCGACCAGGGGUCGGUCAGAACAUGUGGGAUCACCCGUUCUUUGCUCCUUCGUACCGUGUGCGGGCGACAACAUUCACUAAAUUCGCUACGAACCUGCUAUACGCGGCUGGCCAAAUUGUCGAUGCACUAGUUGCCAAAAAUGGAUUCGUCACCAAUCCAAUCGCGGACUUCGUGGCCUUCGAGAAGAUUCCGCUAUUCUUCCGCUCGGCUUUCUCUGAGCAAACGCACCUUAAAUUAGCCGGAUUUCCAUCCGACUGGCCUGAAGCAGAGUACAUAUCUGGCGCAGGGUAUAUCGGCAAUGUGUCAAAUCUCCUGGCAAACCAGCCAAGAGAUGGAUACCAGUAUGCCUCAAUACUAGGUAUUCUGAUUACACCCAUGUCCCGAGGAAAUGUCACUUUGAAGUCCGCAGAUACCUCAGAUCUGCCAGUAAUCAAUCCCAAUUGGCUCGAUGACAAGGCUGAUCAGGAAGUUGUCAUUGCCAUGUUCAAGCGAAUACGCCAGGCUUUCCAGAGUGAAGCUAUGAGGCCCGUGGUCAUUGGCGAGGAGUAUAACCCCGGGCGGCAGGUCCAGUCUGAUGACCAGAUCCUCGAGUUCAUCAAGGAUAAUGUGAUGACCAUUUGGCAUCCGAGUUGUACUUGCAAGAUGGGAACUUCCCAUGAUGAUAUGGCUGUGGUUGACUCUCAAGCCCGGGUUUAUGGAGUGGAUGGACUGCGAGUAGUCGAUGCUAGCGCAUUUCCUUUCCUUCCUCCUGGUCAUCCUCAGUCGACGGUUUAUAUGCUUGCCGAGAAGAUCGCGGCGGAUAUUAUCCGGGAUUCGUAG
This is a messenger RNA of Penicillium mononematosum, 1824 nucleotides long. Its product is annotated as GMC family oxidoreductase. The transcript is spliced from 5 exons. Gene Ontology annotation, molecular function: oxidoreductase activity, acting on CH-OH group of donors; flavin adenine dinucleotide binding. Lineage: Eukaryota; Fungi; Ascomycota; Eurotiomycetes; Eurotiales; Aspergillaceae. Gene Ontology annotation, biological process: secondary metabolite biosynthetic process. Bases 1 to 1824 code for a protein of 607 amino acids. The record is from RefSeq and is a predicted model, not a curated record.